Theobroma cacao (cacao) is the source of this 5784-nucleotide messenger RNA. The record is from RefSeq and is a predicted model, not a curated record. NCBI's taxonomy places the organism in Eukaryota, Viridiplantae, Streptophyta, Magnoliopsida, Malvales, Malvaceae.
AUUAAUUGCUGAACUUAUCUUCUCAAGAAUCCUUCUCUUCUUCAAUCUCAUCAGUGAAGGUGAAGAAAGGGAAAAUUUCUCAUCUUCUGAGGAGUUUGCUUCUCGCAACUUAGAAAAAAAAUUAAAAAAAAAAGAAAACGAAAUGGAAAUCGUUAGCUCCAUUGUCACUAGCGCUGCAGAGUACACGAUCUCUACCAUCAAAAACCAUAUCAAAUACCUUUGCAAUCAUGAGAACCAGGUCCGGACCCUCAAGAAUCAAGUUGAGAGCCUGAAGGAUGCACGAGAAAGAGUACAGCAUUCGGUUGAUGCUGCUAUGGGAAAUGGGGAGGAGAUUGAACACGAUGUCGACAAGUGGCUGACUACCGUCAAUAAGAAGAUCUCUGAAGAAGUAGAGAAAGUAAUACAGGAUGAAGAAAAAGCAAAGAAAAAGUGUUUCCUUGGCUUGUGUCCUAGUUUCUGGACACGUUACAAGCUUAGCAUGGAAGCCGAAAAGGAGGCGAAGGCUGUCGCUGAGCUACUCAAACAGAGCAAAUUUGACAAGGUUUCGUAUCGUGCAGCUCCACAAGGUAUCAUGGUCGCAUGUGUUAAAGGUUUUGAAGCAUUCGAGUCAAGAACGAUGGUUUUCAAUGGAAUCAUGGAGGCACUGAAAGAUCCAAGUAUCAACAUUAUAGGGGUGCACGGGAUGGGUGGCGUAGGCAAGACCUCGCUAGUCAAAGAAGUUGCUAGUCAAGUCAAGGAGGGCAAGUUAAUUGAUUCCGUAGUUAUAGUAACUGUAACUCAGACCCUUGAUGUUGAGAAAAUUCAAAACCAAGUUGCAGACUUAUUGCGUUUAAAAUUUGAGGAACAGAGUAGGGUUGGAAGGGCACUUAGACUACGAGAAAGAUUGCAGAAAGAGAAGAAGAUUCUUGUUGUUUUGGAUGAUAUUUGGGAAAGAUUAGAUCUCGAGGAAGUUGGGAUUCCUUUUGGAAAUGAACAUGAGGGAUGCAAGAUACUGCUGACGUCUAGGGAUCUCAAUGUUUUAUCAAGUGGGAUGGGUACACAGAAAAAUUUUGCAGUUAGCCUUUUAAAUGAAGAAGAAGCCUGGGACCUGUUUAAAAAGAUGGCUGGUGACUAUGUUGAAAGUUGUGAUCUGCAGCCUACAGCUAUGGAGGUAGCAAAGAAAUGUGCGGGACUGCCGAUCGCCAUCGCAACAGUUGCAAGGGCUUUGAGAAACAAACGUUUGUUUGAAUGGAAGAAUGCUUUGCGUGAACUAAGGACGCCUUCAUCAACAAGCUUCACCGAGAUAACAGAGGAUGUAUAUUCACCUAUAGAGUUGAGCUACAAUUAUUUAGAAAAUGAGAAAGUUAAGUUGACUUUCUUGCUUUCUAGUUUAAUGGGUCAUGAUGGUUUCGUUGAAUACUUGUUGCAUUACAUCAUGGGUUUGGGUUUCUUUCAUGGUGUCAACACAAUAGAAGAAGCAAGAUACAAAAUAUUGACAGUGGUGAGUAAGCUCAAAGCCUCUUGUUUGUUGCUUGAUAGUUAUAACGAUGAACGGUUUGAUAUCCAUGAUGUUGUUCGGGAUGUUGCUAUAUCAAUUGCAUCAAGGGACAACCGUAUGUUUGUGUUAAGAGAUGGUGAUGUGCUAAAAGAGUGGCCUGAUCAGGAGAUAAUGAAAAAUUGCAGUGUGAUUUUUUUAAGUUCUCCUAAUAUCAGUGAGCUUCCUGAUGAGUUGGAGUGUUCACAUCUUUCCUUCUUCUUUAUGAACAAUGAAGGUUCAGUGAAUAUUCCAGCCAACUUCUUCAGGGGAACAGAAAGACUCAAAGUCCUACAUUUGGCUAGAAUGCAGUUUCAAUCUCUACCUGUGUCAAUUAAUCUCCUAACAAACCUUCAGACGUUGCGUUUAAAUGGAUGUGCACUGGAAGACAUAACCAUUAUUGGAAAGCUCAAGAAAUUAGAAAUCCUUAGCCUUGCAGGCUCAGAUAUUAAAGCGCUACCCAGGGAGAUAGCACAAUUGACUCGGUUAAGUUUGUUAGAUUUGAGGCAUUGCACUGAACUCAAAAUCAUCCCACCAGAUAUCUUAUCCAAUUUGUCCAAAUUAGAAGAAUUAAUUUUGGAAGAUAGCUUUGUUCAAUGGGAAGAUGAAGUACUUGGUAGUGACAGAAGAAAUGCUAGCCUUGAGGAAUUGAAGCAUUUGUCUCAUCUAACCACUUUGUAUGCUUAUAUUCCGAAUGCCCAAAUAAUUCCCGAAUGCCUGUUCAGUGAGACAUUGGACAGAUACAAGAUUUUUAUAGGUAAUGGUGCAUGGAAGAGGUUCGCCAAGUAUGAAUGCUCAAGAACACUGAGAUUCAACUUAGAUACAAGCAUUUACUUGGAUCAUGGGGUGAAAAUAUUGUUGAAGAAGACAGAAGAUUUAUAUCUAGAUCAACUUAAGGGUAUCAAGAAUGUAGUUGCUGAGUUGCAUAAUGGUGAAGAUUUUCCACAUUUAAAGAAACUUCACAUUCAAAAUGGUUUGGAAGUGCAGUAUAUAGCAACGGAGAAUACUCAGUUUUCUCAGUUACAGUCCAUGACACUCCAAGAUCUGCCACAGCUUAUUGGCUUUAGCUCUGAAGAGAAGACGAGUUCCACCUCCCAGCAGGAGCAGGGGAAUACAAGCACCAAGCCACUUUUCAAUAAACAGAUUGUGUUCCCUCAAUUGACAAGCUUGCGAUUGUCCUCAAUUAAGACCCAAAGGAUAUGGCACAACCAGCUUUCAGAGACUUAUUGUUUUUGCCUUCCGAAUUUGAAGACCAUCAUCAUUGAGGGCUGUCAUUACUUACAACAUCUGUUAUUUCCCUCUGUUGCUAGAAAUCUGGUACACCUUGAACAGUUGGAGAUGGUAAAUUGCAAGUGCUUAAGAGAGAUAAUAUUUACAGGGGAAAUAACAGAACAACAGGAAGAUUUGAUUUGCUUCCCUCAAUUAAACUCCCUAAAAAUAAAGAAUCUUCCGAAUCUCAUCAAAUGUUGUUCAGGAAAUUAUAAUAUUGGGUUCCCAUCACUAAAAGUGCUGCAGAUUGAGCAUUGCCCUAAAUUACAAGAAUUUAUUAGUGAAACUAAAAUGGAGGGGAAAUAUGAGUCCAGUAUACAAGCUCUCUUCAAUGAAAAGGCUGCAGUUCCCAGAUUGGAAAGGAUGACACUUUCCCACUUGAGAAAUGUGAAGAAGAUGUUUCAUGACCAACUUCUAGCAGGUUCCUUUGGCAAAUUAGAAGAAAUGAAUGUUGAAUGCUGUGAUGAGUUAUUGGCUCUUUUUCCAUCUAAUGUGUUCGGAGUACUUCAAAGCCUAAAAACACUUAGAGUGGAGAGAUGUGAUUCACUAGAACAGAUGUUUGAGGUUGGGGUUGGAGGGUUAAAUAUCAAAGAAACACAUGCUGUAGAUUCUCAACUAAUGGAAUUGUAUAUUUAUAAUCUACCAAAACUGAAGCAUGUUUGGAAUAAAGAUCCCCAAGGAAGUCUUACCUUUCGAAAUCUGCGAAAGGUAAGGGUUAUGAGUUGUGAGAGUCUGAAAAAUCUAUUUCCUGCAUCAAUAGCCAAAGAUCUUCCCCAAAUCGAAGAUCUAACAAUAAGUAGUUGUGGGGUGGAGGAGAUUGUAUCCGCAGGGGAAGGAUUGGAGCAGCCGGUUAGGUUUAAGUUUCCUCAAAUGUCUUCCCUGCAGCUUACACGCCUAAGAAAGCUCAAAUGUUUCUAUCCAGGGCAACGUACGAUAGUCUGGCCCAUGUUUAAAAAAUUGACAACAGAUUGUUCUACUUUAAUAAAGAUGCUAGCUUCAGAACGUCUGAGAAUCCAUGACGAGCUGGAAUUCACAAAAGGACAAUCACUUUUCUUGGAUGAAGAGGUCAUUCCCAAAUUAGAGGAAUUGAGCUUAUCAAAUAUUGAUGACAUUGCAACGAUAAGUGAUGGCCAGUUUCCUACUGACUUGUUUCACCAUAUUAAAGUUUUUGAGGUGAAUAACUCCAAUUUUCCAUUUUGUUUGGUCCAAAAAUUUCACAAUCUUGAAAAUCUGAAGUUCUCUAAUUGUGACUUCAAAAGUCUAGUCUCUUGUGAAGGAGAUGUUGCGGAAAAGCCUGAUGCUGGGAUUCUCUCACGAAUUAGAAAAUUAAAAUUGAAUUCUUGCAAAAAUCUUACAUAUAUAUGGAAGAAAGAUUCAGAGCUGGGCCACAUUCUUGCUAAUCUGGAAACUCUAGAAGUUGUGUGCUGCGAUGAUUUGAUAAAUUUUGGACCCUCCUCAGCAUCUUUCCGAAAUCUCACAACACUUGAAGUGGGAAGAUGCAACGAGAUGAAAAACUUAGGUACACCUUCAGUAGUCCAGAGUCUGGUACAACUAACAAAAAUGACGAUACAACACUGCGACAGGAUGACAGAAGUAGUUGCAACCGAUGGCGAUGAGAAUGAGAUCACUUUCAGCAAGUUGAAAUAUUUAGAACUCUAUCAUUUACAGAGCCUCGCAAGCUUUUGUCCAGGAAAUCACACCUUCAAGUUUCCAUCCUUGGAAGACUUAAUUGUGAGUAAUUGUUAUAGCUUAAAGGUUUUUUCUCAAGGAGUUUUAAGCACCCCAAAAUUAGAGAGAGUAAAAGAAUCGUGUUAUGGUGACAAAGGGCGUUGGGCUGGUGACCUUAAUACCACCAUACAACAGUUGUACACUGAAAAGGUUGGAUGCUAUGGCCUAUUCCGUUUGAAAUUUUCAGACGCAUUUCCCGAGUUGAUGGAAAUAUGAAAUAGGAACCCUCAAGAAAUUUUGCACUUCAAAAACCUUGAACAUCUGAAAGUUUGUAAUUGUAGCAGCUUGAAAUACAUUUUUACCCCCUCUAUGGCUUUGAGCCUCCGGCAAUUAUUCACAUUAGAAGUAAAAGAAUGUCCCUCGAUGGAAGCAGUCAUCAUGGAACAGGGAGUUGAGGAGGAAGCAACGACAGAUAAGUUAACAUUCCCCCAGUUCUACUUCAUAAAAAUUGAGUCAUGUUCCAACUUGACGAGUUUUUAUUUGGGAAGUCGAGCUCUUAAAUUUCCAGGGCUGGGCACAAUUAGGAUAGUGGUCCAAGAAUGACUACAUUUGCUGCUUCUUCAUAUUCAAGAGACAAGGAGAAAGAGACGGGUGGUGAUGGAAGUGAAAAAUGGGAUAUUACUUCAACUUUUUUCGGCGAUAAGGCUUUCGAUUGUGGACUGUAAGGCCACGGAAGAAGUAAUCUUCAUGGAAGGAAUGACAGAAGAAGAAUCAAUGAGCAAGAUGUUGUUCACCACUCCAAAAUUCCUAAAGCUCGAAGACCUUCCUAAACUCAGAAGAUUCUGCUAUGAAACUGAUAAUGAAUUCCCCUCCUUGAGAAGUCUAGUCCUAACAAACUGUCAUGUAUUGAAGACAUUCGUCUUUAAAUCUGUAAUUGACGAAGUUGGGGAUGAACCUUAAAUUCAUCAGAAUGCACAAGGAAAUAACUCGGCUCUCUUCAUUGAAAAGGUGGUCUUCCCUAAGCUAGAGAAGUUGACAAUCAAAGCUAUAAGGGACUGUAGAAAGAUAUGGCAGGGUCAACUCUCGAUGAACUCAUUUUGCAAACUAAAUAAUAUAUGGGUUGGAGACUGUAAAGCACUCCUAAAUAUCUUCCCGUUUAAUGUGAUGGAAAGACUCCAGGAACUAGACAAGUUGCAGAUUGUGAAUUGUGAUUCAUUAGCCAUAAGAACUUAUUGCUAAUCAAUCACAUGCAGCAAUAGCUACUCGAUCAAUUGUGGUGGAAACAGAUACUACAUUUGUGUUUCCCAGAGUGAUAUACUUUCAACUUGAUAAAU